CGUUGCAUGUACAUAUCACGUGACGUAUGCACAUCCGGGUGUUCGUAAUGGACUCUAUCCUCGUGUCGUAUGGUAGUACAGACGUUGACGUUCCUGCAGUCCUUCUAGAUGAGCCUAAUGCUUUGAAAGACGUACUGAGCUACGAGACGUGGUCCAGAAGAUUGACUGUCGAAGAUCGUCAAUACCUUCAGCAAUUUUUGCCAAGACUGCCCGACAAGAAUAAUACAGCUGAUGAUGACGACAAUGUUCGUGAGUUGUUUUCAGGCGCUAACUUUAGUUUCGGAAAUCCUGUUGACAAGUUUAUCAAACAACUUUGUAGAGGUGAAUUUGGUUCUGGUGUGCAACAUCUACAGAGACUAAAGCGGCAAGACAAAUUCGAACAAUAUCAGUACUCUCAAAGACGAUACUAUCACAAACUACUCAAUGAACUCAUUAUAUCCACUCAGGACUACUUGGAAUCCGCAGCCAAAGUGGGUGCUACCGAUAUUCCACCUCGUCAUUGUCUGGAGCCUCUUCCGGAAGAUGAGAUGGUGAAAAGGAAUGUUGACUUGAAAUAUAAGAAGGUGCUGUACCAAUGCAGGAAGGAGGCAGAGGUACUUGACACAUCAUCAGAUGAUGAUCUUCCUACAGAUGUUAAACAUCAGAUAGACAUGGUAACAUCCGUUCUUGACAUACUCAAUAUGCCCGUCAUUCAAAGGCCAUCGGAUAUUACAGACAGCGAUUAUCUCAAGAUGCUUCGACAUCAUGCCAAACGAAGGAGGAACCAAGAGGAUCACCCUGAACUUAACACUAGUACUGUAACGAUGCCUGAUGUGCCAAGUCAACGAAAAUCACCGAUGAAACAGAAGAUGGCAAGUGGGCAAACUGUGAAGCCACUUACUGCCAGACCAGUGCUACAACAUAAGCCACAUGGAACGCAUAGGACUAAGCCAACGAAAAGGACUGCAGCAAGGCGUCAGACUGCCUCAAAAACGCAAAUCAGCACUGCACAGCAAAGUGAAUGGCAACGUUCUUCCGCAGCCAUCAGUCAUACAACGGUCAUGUCUCAACUGCAAGAGUCGGCAUUGUCGAGACCCGUAAUACGUACUGACUAUGUUGUUGGACCAUCGUCUGAUGAAGAGAAGGCAGAAUUCAGGCGGCAAGAGUGGAUACGUUACCAGAAUCCGCAUAAAUCGUUUACAUACUUAAUGCACGGUUUCGAAUCAACUGUUGGUCCAGUGAAGGGGGCUUAUGAUAAGGACACAGUGCCGAGCAAAGCACGUGACCAUUUCUUGCUGCUAAAGGAUCGACCGCCAGUUAUUACAAUCCUCGCUUUAGUGAGAGAUGCUGCUGCAAGAAUGCCCAAUGGUGAAGGAACGAGAGCCGAGAUUUGCAUUCUUUUGAAAGAUUCUCAAUUCUUGUCUCCCACGUGUACCGAUCAGCAGAUACAUCAGGUUGUUAGUGGAGCUUUGGAUCGGUUGCAUUACGAGAAGGACCCGUGUGUUCGUUAUGACAGCAGUCGAAAGGUGUGGCUUUAUCUACACUAUGGACGAACUGAAGAAGAGUUUGAGAGACUACAUAUGGCUGAAGCAGCUUUGGCGAAGUCACGAAAACGUGGAAGCGGUGGAAGACAAGCCCAAAGACAACCAAGAGCAACCAAGAGACAGGCUGCUGCAGCUACUGCUCAAAUUCCUCAGUCACAUCCAUUCACAGCAGACUCUGGUCCACCAUCUAUAUCGGUGUCUGAAUCGGGCACAAGCGUUGUGGAACCGGAACCAGAGAUUGAGUCUGAAUUCCUUAUCAAUGAGGACUCCAACAGUCAACCGACUAACUUAUCGAUACCUCAGCCAGUGAAUCCCAUAGACGAGCCUGCUUCUACGCCUGAAGUUGAUACAUCAUUUGGCAGUCACCUGGUUGAUGAGUCGGCGCCAUCUAGUAGCAGCAGUGGGAGUGGAAGCAGUAGUGAGGGCAGCAGUGGCAGUGACAGCGAAGACAACGGAGGGAGUGACUCCUCGUCAUCUCCUUCCAGCUCAGGCAGACCUCAUACAGCUGUAAUACCUGGCACCAUACAAGUCGCUGCUGAUUCUGCAUCAGAAGGCAGUUCAUCGAGCAUGUAAGAAUGAGUAUGUAACAUCACAUGUUUAUGAUGUCAAAUUAUAUGUAUGUACUGGUAUAGACAAUGAAAUAAUGGCAAACCAGAUAGAAAUGACUUUAUUAAUUAAGUUAGCUGUUAGUGACCAUUUUCUUGAAAUGUUGCUUGAAGAUAAAUUUUGUGGAAUUAGCCGCUCCUGUUGCAUUA
Molecule: messenger RNA, 2278 nt
Organism: Corticium candelabrum
Lineage: Eukaryota; Metazoa; Porifera; Homoscleromorpha; Homosclerophorida; Plakinidae
Product: nuclear factor related to kappa-B-binding protein-like
Exons: 22
Coding region: 27-2096 (689 amino acids)
Cellular component (GO): Ino80 complex
Molecular function (GO): protease binding
Source: RefSeq, a predicted model, not a curated record